CUGAGUUACUGGUUAUUAAACUGGGAAUGCCAUGAAAUACUCCGGCUCACAGACCGACUCGCCGCCCAUGCUCGGGCGGAUGCGGAGGAUCAGGACGCAGGAGAAACCGGCAGGUCCGCUCAGUCCUAAAACAACACUGGAAACCACACAAGCGGGCUCCCCUUGGCUUCAGCGGGUCUCCGUGUUCUGCGGUGCUUGGCGCUGCGUCUUGCAGAUUUCUCAGACACUCUUGUUGAGGAAGCAGGAAGCGACAGAAACACGCAGUGGUCCUCCUCCUGCUGCUGCUGCUGAAGCCUUCUGGUGGUGAAGUGUCCGAUCCGUGUGUGUCCGCAGUGUACUCAGAGUGUGAAGCAAUUUAUUUUGCGUCAAUAAAAAGAAUUAUUAAUUGUUUACGACAAGGACUUCUCACAUGACAUCAGCUAGAGCCCCUGGGCCAGAUUCAUAAAUACUAAGAUCAUCAGUCCAUGGUUCCCUAAUGCUUUUAAUAGACUAAUACAUUUAGGUCCACAAGUAUUUGGACAGUGACAGUGUUCUUAGUUUUUCCUCUGUUCACCACUACAGUGGCCUUUCAAACAGCCAUGCUAUAAUUAAAGUACAAAUUCCUUAUAUUUAAAGUUAUGUUAGUUUGUCCCUUUACUAUUGAGCAAUAUGAUUAAAAAUGGCGGCACUUCCUAAACAGUUAAUGCAGUACUUUUGUGAAAUCCCUUGACUUAAAGCUGAAAGCCUGCACAGAAUUGUAUAUAUAUCACUGAAAGACAUUCUGCUAAAUGAGCUUCUUUACCUUCAAUCAAUGUACUUUGCGUGCAUGCUGGAUUUUAACUAUACUAGUUUGACUUUUUAAAAUACUUUGAGUAUUCACUUGCAUAACCACUCUCUGUUUAUUUUAACACAGUAUAUUACCUAAAAUUAUUCAAAGUAUUUCAACAAUUCCGCUGUUGGGCACAAGGUGUCCCCUUCUUCGUUAUUUUCAGUGUGUUUGGAGGUUUCAAGUUUCCAAAUCACACGUGACUGGCUUCCACACUAGUUAUGUCACAAAGUUCCUGCUCCUUGAAGAUGAGCACGGAGAAACCUCCCUCCUCCAGCAGAUGACCGUGAAAACAGCCUGAGUGCACAUAGUUUACCACAGCGAGGCUCAAGCAUCCACGUAUAUACAUUUGACUACAUGGCCUUUGAGGACGUAUACAGCCUCUCAUUCAACGAUCAUUUAAUACUAGCAGCUUCAAUGUGUAGGGGGCUCUCCUACCUGCCUUCCUCAUGUCUGGAGAAGGCAAAAGAGAUGCGGGUGAAGCUAAGCCACCUGGCUGAGACCCACCACAAGAACAAGACUCAGGACGGAAGAAUUCUGCAAGACUUGGAAACUCUGCUGAACAGCAAAAGUGGUUUGCAGGCCUUUCGGGCGUUCCUGCGCUCCGAGUUCAGUGAGGAGAACCUUCAGUUCUGGCUGGCUUGCGAGGACUACAGGGUUUCCCCUUCAAACCUGCAGAAGAACAAGGCCUGCAGCAUCUACAGCCAGUUUAUCAACCCUGACGCUCCACUGGAGGUAAACCUGGAUGCUGAGACCCGGGAGGCUCUGCUGAGUGUGAUGGACUCUCCAUGUCCCAACACAUUCAACAAAGCACAGCAGAGGAUCUACAGUCUGAUGGCCAAGGACUCCUUCCCUCGUUUCCUGCGCUCACAUCACUGCAUGGAGGCCGUUAAGGCUUUUUAAACAUGCUCAGAUUAGUACUAGACCUGCUUUAGAAAUAAGUGCUGGUGAAUCUGUACUGCUUCAAUUGUUGAUUGUAUUUUAGCAAUUAAUCUAACAUAUGUGAGCAUGUUAACCAUAAGGUAGUGCUGUCCUUAUAUGCACAGUAUACUAUCAGUAAGCUUUAAGUCUAAUGUUGUAACCUCAUAACUAUCAAACUUAAAUGUAGAUGUUGCACCUCUGCAUGGCUACAAAUUAAAUCUAGCAAAAGGAUUUAAAUAAAUACCUCAUAACAGAGAA
Neolamprologus brichardi is the source of this 1984-nucleotide messenger RNA. RefSeq names its product regulator of G protein signaling 5. The record is from RefSeq and is a predicted model, not a curated record. Lineage: Eukaryota; Metazoa; Chordata; Actinopteri; Cichliformes; Cichlidae.